Messenger RNA from Thunnus maccoyii (southern bluefin tuna), 1935 nucleotides. RefSeq lists its product as uncharacterized. The record is from RefSeq and is a predicted model, not a curated record. Bases 94 to 1935 code for a protein of 613 amino acids. The transcript is spliced from 8 exons. Lineage: Eukaryota; Metazoa; Chordata; Actinopteri; Scombriformes; Scombridae.
AAAUAUUUUAACAAGAAUCAUAAAAUAAAUAAUAAAGAAAAUGACCAUAAAGAAAUGAUCCACUUUGUCUUAUUCACUGAUUCUUAACUUGUUAUGAAUGUGAUUGUGGUUUCUGAUGUGCUCUGUGUUACAGUGGUACAGAGUCAGAAUGGCUGGAGAGUGACUUACACUUCUACUCAGAUCUGUGCCUUAAAAGGAUCAACAGUGGACAUACGCUGCACCUACAGAUACCCAUCCAGAAUAAAUGACCAUGAUACUGAAGUUCAGAGAACAUUCUGGUUCACUAAAUUGAGUAAUAAUGAACCUGUGGAUCUGAGAACAGACUCAGAGUACACAGGUCGUGUUCAGUAUCACUGUGGUAAGAACGACUGCACUCUGAGAAUCACAGACCUGAGAGAGAGCAACUCAGCUGAGUACAAGUUCAUGUUCAUAACAAACCAACCAGGAGGGAGAUUUACUGGUUCACCUGGAGUCACUUUGACUGUCACAGGUCUCCAGGUGCAAGCGAAGAGAACAACAUACGAUCCUUCCUGGGCAGAGCUGAAGUGUCUCAGCAGUUGUCGUCUACCUGAUCGUUCUUCCUACAUCUGGUACAAGAAUGGACAAGUAAUUUGGAGAGUAACAUCUUUUUCUUCUUCAUUCUACUUUAAUUCUGCAGACAGCUAUUCCUGUGCUGUUGAAGGACAUGAGGAUUUCCCCUCUCUUCCAGUUUGUCUCGAUGGUCAAUCCUGCAACAGAGUGAUUUACACUGACAGAAGCAUCUGUGCCUUCAGAGGCUCAUCAGUGGACAUUUCCUGCACAUACAGCAGUUAUGAAUCUAUCACAUCAACAUUCUGGUUCAGUCCUGAACGUAGUCAUCAGUGGCAGAAUCCCUCACAGCCUGAGAACCUUAGUAAAGACUCCCAGUAUGCAAGUCGUUUUCAGCUCCUUGAAACAGAGAGAGGACGCUCCACUCUGAGAAUCUCUGACCUGAGAGAGAGCGAUUCAGCCCAGUAUCACUUCACAUUCAAAACACAAAGCUUUGAAUGGAGGAGUAGUUUACCUGGAACAACUCUGACUGUCACAGAUUAUACAGAUCUCCAGGUGCAGGUGAGCCGAUCAGUAUUCUAUCCUACCUGGAGAGAGCUGACGUGUCACAGCAGUUGUCGUCUACCUGAUCGUUCAUCCUUCAUCUGGUACAAGAAUGGACAGAAAAUUCAGGAUGUAACAUCUUCUACUUAUAAAAAGUACUUUUCUCCUGCAGACAGCUAUUCCUGUGCUGUAAAAGGAUUUGAGCAUCAUCCUGCUCCUUCAGUGUGUAUCUUUCCUCAAUCCUGCCACAGAGUGACUUACACUGACAGAAGCAUCUGUGCCUCCAGAGGCUCAUCAGUGGACAUUUCCUGCUUAUACAGCAGUUAUGAAUAUAUCACAUCAACAUUCUGGUUCAGUCCUGAACGUAGUCAUCAGUGGCAGAAUCCCUCACAGCCUGAGGGCCUUAGUGAAGACUCCCGGUAUGCAGGUCGUGUUCAGCUCCUUAAAACAGAGGGAGGACGCUCCACUCUGAGAAUCUCUGACCUGAGAGAGAGCGAUUCAGCCCAGUAUCACUUCACAUUCAAAACACAAAGCUUUGAAUGGAGGAGUAGUUUACCUGGAACAACUCUGACUGUCACAGCUCUCCAGGUGCAGGUGAUCAUAAUAACAGUCCAUCAGUCUUAUACUGAGGCAAAGCUUAAAUGUCUCAGCAGCUGCAGUCCAGCAGGUCGUAUUUCUUACGUCUGGUUCAAGAACGGACAGAAAGUUAUGAAGGAGGAAACUUCUCUUUAUUCAGGGCAGUUUAAUCCUGGUGACAACGUCUCCUGUGCUUUGAAAGGACAUGAGGACUACUGCUCUCCUUCAGUGUAUGCACCAAAGCUUCCCUCUGUGUCAAUGCUCCAAAGCUUCUCACUGUGUCAGUGA